AUGGAAAGGAAGCUGCGUCAGCACCCCAAACUCUCCGCGCAGUAUAAUGACUUUUUGGCGGAAUAUCUCGCUUUGGGACAUAUGAGCGCGAUCGAAAAUCCCUGCGACACCGCUCUUACGCCCGUGUACAUUCCGCAUCAUUCGGUUUUACGCGAAACGAGUAGUACCACGAAGUUACGCGUCGUUUUUAACGCCUCGUGCAAAACGACGAACGGCACGUCGCUUAACGACCAUCUGUUGGUCGGACCGAAGUUACAGCAAGCCCUCCCCGCUAUUCUGCUGCGCUGGCGGCAGUGGCGUUUUGUUUAUGCAGCAGACAUCGCCAAGAUGUUCCGGCAAAUCCUCGUGAAUAAUCUCGAUACCGACUUCCAACGAAUUCUCUGGCGUCCGUCCUGCGACACGCCGAUCACGCAUUUCCGGCUUUUGACCGUAACGUACGGGCUCGCUCCCGCUCCGUAUCUCGCGAUGCGCGUUUUGAAACAAUUGUCGUUAGACGAAGGGUCCGACUAUUCGGCGGCCGUCCCGAUAUUACGCGACUCCGUCUACGUCGACGACGCGCUAUUUGGUGGAGAUGACGUCGCGUCGCUGAUGGAAUGUCGCGAACAAUUGACGGGACUCCUUCAGCGAGGGGGCUUUCAAUUACGGAAAUGGGCGUCAAAUUCGCCUGAAUUACUGCGUGAUUUGGCAACGCGUCAAACCGACAUGGAGGAUCACCUCCUUCAGCCGGACGAGACCCUUAAGGAAUUAUGGUUAACCCAAUCCGAUUUGGACACCCCUCUCCUUGACGAACUGCGUCAGCAGUGGGAGGCAUAUUAUAAUAAUUUAGAGACACUAAACGGUAUCCGGAUCCCUCGUUGGACCGGUCGACGAGGUAACGAAGUCGCCUUUGAACUACACGGUUUCGCGGAUGCCUCAAACCGAGCCUACGCCGCCGUCGUUUACAUUCGCAUUCUUCACAUGCAUGCGGACGUUCUGUCUGUCUACUCGCCGCGAAAACUAAAGUCGCGCCUCUUAAGACUCAGCAUACCGCGACUCGAACUGAACGCUAUCGUAUUGCUGAGUCGAUUGAUUAAGUGGGUUCAGACGACCCUAAGUUCGCCCUCCGCGUCAGUGUUCGGCUGGUCAGAUUCGGCGGUCGCGCUAGCAUGGCUACGCCAGCACCCCGCGAAGUGGCAAACGUUCGUAGCCAAUCGCGUGUCCGAGGUGCAACGUACCCUGCCGGAGGCGCGCUAG
Trachymyrmex cornetzi is the source of this 1233-nucleotide messenger RNA. RefSeq lists its product as uncharacterized. The coding region runs from base 1 to 1233 and encodes 410 amino acids. The record is from RefSeq and is a predicted model, not a curated record. The transcript is spliced from 2 exons. Lineage: Eukaryota; Metazoa; Arthropoda; Insecta; Hymenoptera; Formicidae.